UCCAUUAAAUCCAUUAAGACCAAUUUACUCGAAUUACAAUGUCAUGCCCACAGCCUUUUAUUGCCCAGCCGAAGGAUUAUUCGCUGACGAUUAUGACUGUCAAAUCUACUAUCGCUGUGAAGAGAAAGCAAGAGGUUAUAUUAAACCAUACAUGUUUGCUUGCAAGGAUGGUACAGUAUUCUCCCCCACACUGAAACUCUGCAUGCCACCUCUGCUAGCUGGACGUGCUGAAUGUCAGCAUUAUGUGAACGAAAUCGACACAGCCGCCGAUGACAGCUCAAUAUUAUACAGUGCAGACAAUCUCAGUAAUAAUAAUAAACUACAGAACUAUGGCUUGACAGGUUUAAGCGGAGUUUCCGUUAUAUCCUUUUCAACAUCCUCUGCACGUGCCGCAAGCGAUGUCGAACAGGGUCCACCUUGCGAGGAUGACGGCUUUAUGCCGGAUCCUGAUGAUUGUACCAUAUUUUACCGCUGCAUAUCAAAUGGUCGAAGUUUCAAUAAAAUCGGCUUUCGUUGUUCUGAUGGUACUGCUUGGGAUGAAUCUCUACAGUCAUGUAAUCAUAUACGCCAUGUACGCGCAAAUGGUGGUUGUCAAGGUAAAGCGAACGCAUUAAAUGAUGAAAAUACGGAACAAACAUCUACGCAAUCAUCACACACAAGUUAUCAGAAUACCACCUCAGCAAGUAGUCAACAUCAAAGCUCUACUAGUUCUUCACAUAGCUCGUCAUCUAGUUCUUCGUCUUCAUCAUCAUCAUCAUCAUCAAGUUCAUCUUCUAAUAGUAGUAAUCAACAACAAUCUAGUACUACACAAGCUAGCAGCACUGAAAGUUCUUCAUCAAAUACGCAAAGCUCUACUUCUUCAAGUAAUCAACAAACAUCGACAAGUUCAUCAUCCUCUAACCAAGAAAACACACAAUCAUCUGCAGAAAAUACAAAUAACCAAAACUCAAAUGAAACCCACAACUCAAACAAUGAGAGUUCAAGUUCGAAUAAUAAUCAGAAUUCUAAUAGUCAAAGUUCAAAUAAUCAAAAUGUAAAUAAUGAGAGUUCUAGCAGUGAGAACUCAAAUAACCAAAGUUCUAGCAAUGAAAAUUCAAAUUCCAACCAAGAGAACUCCAACUCCAAUCAAAAUUCCAAUGGCAACUCUAAUAGUAAUAAUGAGAACAACAGUUCAAACAAUAAUCAAGCUAGCGCUGGUACGAGCAAUCCCAAUCCCACCACUUGUGAAAAUGAGGACACUUAUAUAGCUGAUGGCCAAGAUUGUGCUAAAUUUUAUCGCUGUCGUUAUGAUGGAAACGGUGUACUGGAAAAAGUUCCCUUUACCUGUGGACCUGGUACUAUAUGGAAUCAACAAGAGAAAGUAUGUGACGUACCAACAAGUGCACAAAAAGAGCAAUGUAAGCUUCAAUCUACGACUGGUGCUGCGAACUCAGGUUCCUCUUCAACAUCUUCUUCAAAUUCUAAUCAAUCAUCCAACAAUUCGAAUCAAACCUCUUCAGGUAAUCAGGGUUCGAAUUCUUCGAAUACACAAACUAGCUCAAGUCAACAAACGUCAAGUAGUACUGAAUCCUCAAACUCAUCAACGGAAUCAAACAAUUCAUCAUCUACAUCAGAAACGAGUGCAUCUGAAACAUCGAAUUCUAAUAACCAGCAGAGUACAAGUACCACACAAGAAUCGAAUCAAACACAAGAAUCAACUAGUCAAACCUCUAACAAUAAUCAAAGCACAGGUAAUGCAAAUCAACAAACUACAACUCCCAAACCUUCAAAUCCAGUAGGUGAAUGUUCGGAUAGUGAGACAUAUUUACCCGACAAAGUCAAUUGUGCACGUUUCUAUCGUUGCGUUGCUAAUGGUAAUGGAGGUUACGAUAAAGUUGGUUUUGAUUGUGCACCUGGUACAGUUUGGGAUGCCGACGUCAAAGGCUGUAAUUAUCCAACUGAAGUUCAGAAAGAACAAUGUAAAGUCAUGGCAAGUGGUUCCAGUUCUUCUAGCGGUAAUAAUCAAAGUAGCAGUGGAAGUAACAAUUCACAAGCAUCAACUGGUAGUAAUAAUCAAAAUUCGAACAAUAAUCAAUCAUCUUCGGCUUCAUCUAAUGAAUCAAAUGAAAGUAAUCAAAGUUCUAAUAAUAAUCAAUCAUCUUCUGGCUCUAGUUCGGGAAGUAAUCAAUCUACAUCCUCUACUGAGUCAAGUAAUAACAACCAGAGUUCUAGUAGUACAAGUUCAACUUCUAACAAUAAUCAAUCGUCUACCGAAUCAAGUGGUAGUAACCAAAAUUCUAGCACAUCAAAUCAAUCAUCUUCGUCUACUGAAUCGAAUAAUAAUAAUCAAGGGUCUUCUAGUACCACUUCUAGUUCUGGCAAUAACCAAUCAUCUUCUUCAACAGAAACAAGUGGCAGUAAUCAAGGUUCUAAUGGUACAACUUCCAGUUCUAACAAUAAUCAAUCAUCGUCUUCAACGGAAACGAAUGAAAGUAGUACUACGUCCACUUCUGGCAAUAAUCAAUCAUCGUCUUCUACCGAAUCAAGUGGCAAUAAUCAAGGUUCGACUAGUACUGGUAACAAUAAUCAAUCAUCUUCUUCAACAGAAUCAAACUCUAACAAUCAAAGUUCAUCAAGUACCACAUCUAGUUCAGGUCAAAAUGAAUCAUCUUCUUCUACAGAAUCCAGUUCAAGCAAUACUCAAAGUAGUUCAAAUCAACAAUCUUCCAGUAAUAAUCAACAAUCUAGUACUCAAAGUUCUAAUAACAAUCAACAAAGUACCACAGGAAAACCUACAAAACCUGCUGAAUAUUGUGAAAAUGAAAACACUUUCUUGGCUGACAAAAAUAAUUGUUCCAAAUUUUAUCGCUGCGUUAACGAUGGUAAAGGAGGAUUUAAUAAAAUAUCCUAUACAUGUCCGCCUGGUACAGUUUGGGAUCCAGAAGCAAAUACUUGUAAUCAUGCCACAGCUGUUCAAAAUCUAUCUUGUAAAAUAUCAACUACAUCUUCCAGUUCAAAUCAAAGUAGUUCUAGUCAACAAUCCUCCAGUGCAGAACAAUCAUCUAAUUCAACAACAGAGACAAGCAGUAGCAGUCAAAGUUCAACCACUUCGGGAAGCAAUGCAGGUCAACAAUCAAGUGGUAGCAAUCAAUCAAGCAGUGGCAGUCAAAGUUCUUCUAGUACACAGAGCACUUCCGCAGGUAGUUCUCAAUCUUCAACUUCUACCACAGAAUCUACUAGUAGUACUGAAAACUCCAGCUCAACUACUGGCUCAAGUAGCACCUCCAAUAAUCAAAACUCUAACUCUUCUAAUACAAGUAACAACUCCCAAAGUGGUAACAGCCAACAGACAACUGGCAGUAAUCAGUCAACAACUUCUACAGAAUCUGGUUCAAAUAAUAAUACUAACCAAACUGGUUCAUCACAGACGGGAUCCUCAUCUACGAGUUCAACUGGUAGUAGCUCAUCAUCAUCGAGCAGUGGAUCUCAAGGUGCUAAUAACCAAGGUGGUAACAACCAACAGGGGUCCAGCCAAUCUAAGCCUUCUGGAAACUGUGAUGGCAAGACACAAUUUGUGGGAGAUGAUAAUGAUUGUGCGAAAUUCUAUCGAUGUGUGGACAAUGGUAAAGGUGGCUAUGAUAAAGUGCCAUUUACAUGUGGACCAGGCACUGUAUGGGAUAGUGAUAUUGAAGGAUGUAAUCAUGCAUGGGCGGUUAAGAAUAAAAAAUGUGGUACUGGAAGUGCUGGAGCACCAACACAACAAAAUCCGACGACACAAAAUCCACCGCCUUCAGGUUCUUUAACAACAGCGAAACCUAUUGAAGAAAAUCCUACAGAGCCAACAAAACCCACCUCGGCGCCAGCUACAACCACAAAACCUAAUACUACUCAAAAACCCACAGGAGCUAGUACAGUAACACAGAAUCCAACUAAUACAGAUGGCAUUUGUCGUGAAGAAGGCUUUAUAGGUGAUCCAAACGAUUGCAGUAAAUUCUAUCGUUGCGUAGAUAAUGGGAAAGGCGGUUUCACACAAUAUGUGUUCAAAUGUGGUGCUGGUACAGUAUGGGACAAUAACCUACAAACGUGUAACCACGAUUUAAAGAUGUGCAAUACCAAUGUUGGUAAUGGUACUACGACUACAUUGGAACAAAGCACAACAUCGUAUCCUACUGACAAACCAACUUCAAGUCCUACAACACAAACCAGCAAGCCUGAAGGUAUGCAGCCUGCAACAACAACACAGGCUCAAAAACCUGGAUACGAAACAACAACGGAAGGUACACAAACUACAAAUUUAAGUACGACUGAAUCUGUAACACAAACUCAAAAACCUGGAUACGAAACAACAACGGAAGGCACAAAGCCUACCUCUGCUGGUACUACUGAAUCUGGUAAAAACCCAGAAAUUACCACAGCACAAACAACCACAGGAACUCCCCAAACAACUUCACAACCGAUAGUACCUGCUAAACCAAUUUCACAAAAAGAUCCUUGUACAAAGGAAGGCUUUUUCGGAGAUAGCGAAGACUGUCAAAAGUUUUACAGAUGUGUUGAUAACGGUAAUGGAAGUUUCGAGAAAUAUAGUUUCAAAUGUGGAAACAACACUGUUUGGGAUGCUGAUAUUGAAAGCUGCAAUCAUCCCAGUGCAGUGCAAGAUCCACGCUGCCGUGUAGAAGGUACUACUACUAGUAAUAUAGAAGGUACAGCUGCUAGUAACAUGGAAGGUACAACAACAACGAAUAAAUAUCCUACAACUACCGACAAAUAUGAUACUACAACCAUUGAAUCAAAGCCCACAUCUACUACUUCGUACCCCACAACAAUAAUGGAAACAACAACUAGUAAAUACGAAACUACGACUGACGGUAGUAGUAAACCUACAACAACAACAACUGAAAGUAGUUCUGUAGAAAAUACGACAACAAUGCAAAGCAGUACAACACCUGUGACAGUACCGAACUUACCACCAGGUACUACUUGUAAUGAUGAAGGUUUUAUGGCCGAUCCAAAUAAUUGUAGAAAGUUUUACCGCUGCGUUAGAAAUGGCGAUGGUACUUACUCCAGACAUGAGUUCAUGUGUGCCAAAGGUACAGGAUGGAGUGAGGAGAAACAAACUUGUGAUUAUGCCGCAAAUGUGGACAGAUGUUAUGGCCAAACAGAGGAACCAGAGAUGACAACUAUAUCCAGUACCAGUGAGACAACAACUGAAAAUAUAUCGACCACUACAUUACCCAGCAGUACUCAAUCUACUAAAGAACCUACAACAACAACUGAAUCUAAAGAAACAACAACAACAACAGCAGCAACAACAACUGAAUCUAAACCACCUACAACAACAACGGACGCAACAACAACAGAAUCCAAACCACUCACAACAACAACAAACUAUGUCGAGACAACUACGACAACACCAAUGGAAUCCACUACACCUGGCGAUGCUAGCUCAACUUCAACGCAAGCUACUACUACUACAGAAAUAAUAAGCACAACUAUGCAGUCUACUUCCACAACUCCGAUACCAAAUUUAACUCCUGGCACAGAAUGUAAAGGAGAAGGCUUCAUGGCAGAUCCAAAUAAUUGCCGUAAAUUUUAUAGAUGUGUACGCAAUGGUGAUAAAUUAGAUAAACAUGAAUUUAUGUGCGGCAAAGGUACCGGUUGGAGUGAAGAAAAACAAACUUGCGAUUACGCAGAAAAUGUGGAGCGCUGUGCUGGUCAAACAGAAGCUCCAGAAACCAGCACAGUUAUGGAAACAACCACAGUAUAUACAACUACAACAAGCAAACCAGAAACCACACAAAUGCCUACAUCAGCACAAGAAACUAAACCUACAGAAUCUACAACAGAUAUGCCAACAACACCUAUAGAACAAACGAAACCAACAGAUUCAACACAAAAACCGACAGAGCAACCAACUACUACAGAACAACAAACUAAACCCACUGAUACGACUCCACAACCAACUGAACAAACAACUACCACAGAAGAACAAACUAAACCUACCGAACCGAUAAGCACAACUACUGAACAACAAACCAAACCAACUGAAACGCCAACAAAACCAACAGAAACCACUGGAAAACCAACGGAAACACCUACUGCAACCGAGGAACAAACCAAACCCACUGAAACACCAACAAAACCAACAGAUACCACUGGAAAACCAACGGAACCACCUACUACAACCGAAGAACAAACCAAACCCACUGAAACCACAACGAAGCCUACAGUAAUCACGACAACGGAUGUACCAGCAACUACCGUUGAAGUUACAACCACAAGUAAACCUGGUUACGAGCCUACUACCAUGCCAACUGUACAGACUACAGAUUACCCAACAACAACAGAAGGAACAGUAAGCACAACAAUGGAACCAACGAAUUUCACAUGUACCAGUGAAGGUUUCUUCCCAGAUCCAGAAGAUUGUAAUCGUUAUUAUCGUUGCGUUGACGCAAAUCAAAAUGGCAAUUAUCAAAUUUACAGUUUCCGUUGCCCCGAUGGCACAGUUUGGGAUACUUCCGUCGAUACAUGCAACUACGCAGAACAAGUUUCUGGAAAUUGUUCCUCAGGUCAAACAAAACCAACCUCCAAACCAGUUGACACAACCACAUUAGAAAAUACAACAGAGCAACCUGGUACAAUGACAACCAAUAAACCAAUGGACACAACUACAAUGGAAACAAACACCGGCACAACUGAACCGACAACCGUGACGACGACAAGUAAACCAAUUGAUACCACAACUACAGCGAUGGGAACUACAACAAUGGAACCAAAUACAGAAACGACAACUCAACAAAGUACAACUGAGAAGCCCACAGAAAUGCCAACAAAACCAAUUGAUACCACAACUGCAGCGAUUGAACCCACAACGACAGAACCGAAUAAAGACACAACGACACAGCAAGCUACAACUGAUAAGCCCACAGAGAUAGCAACAUCCGAAACAACGACGACGGGAGAAGAAAAUACAACAAAUUCUACACCUGAAAGCAAUGAAACUACGGAAAUGCCAACCACACAACCACCGCAACCAAUAACUAAUACAAGUGCACCAUGUCCUACAGCGAGCGAGGGACAAAAUCUCUUCGUUUGCCCAACAGGCUUUAAACGUCAUCCCAAGAACUGUGGUAUGUUCUAUCAGUGCACUGAGAAAGCUGACAGUAACGAUUUAAGCAUUGCUGUCUUCGAAUGUCCUAAUGGUACCGUGUUCUACGAGGAACGCUGUCAAUGCGACAGACCCGACAGUAAUGAACAGUGCCUGAAUAAAGAAAUGACACGCACAUUAUUCUAUGACGAUGAAGUACGGCGCUUGCAUAUGGUACAAGUCCGGUCUACUGAACCGCUAUGUCCGGAUGAAGGUCACUUUUCCUUAAACCACGAUCACUGUGGACAAUUAUUUGUUAAAUGUGCGUAUUCAACACUAACAGGACGUAUAGAAGGUCAAAUACAACGUUGUCCUAAAGGAUUUGCCUAUUGGUCUGUGAGUCGUCGUUGUGAGCGCGCACAAAAGCUUUUAGACUGCCAUCCCACCCAAUACGAUGUUGGAGACAGCAUACCAGUGGAAUGGGGAAAUAUUGGCAAAAGACGUAGAAACUUAAAAAUUUAAAUAAUUUUAUUUGGAAUGUCAGAAUUUUUAAAUCUUAUCAAAAUAAGUUUUAGUUUUAAGAGUAGAAGUUUUAAGGAUAACUUAAAUAUUGUAUACGGCGCAUAAAAGCAUUAACGGAUCAGAAAUAAUACUUCUAGUCUAUAUAGAGUUAACGUAUACUUAUGCGCAGUAAACGAUUACAAGUAUUUAUUUAUAUAUAAUUUUUCGGUACUCGGUUAUGUAGUACGAGGGAUGAGGUGAAGGUAUUUAUUUAUAAUGUAUUUAUUUAAACUAUUUUUAAAAUUGCCAAUAUAACAAAGUAAGUCUGACUUAAAUAAUAUAGUAAUAUAAAAUAUUGAAAAUUAGUUAUUUAAGAAAUAUUGAAAAAGUAUUGAAUUAAUUCCAUUUCACUUUAGAGAUACUGAAGCAAUAAUUUUUAUAAAAAAUAAACAUUUUUAUUCACCGCUUUAUAGCAAAUAUGAUUAUUUAGUUCGGAACUUAUU
Teleopsis dalmanni is the source of this 8067-nucleotide messenger RNA. It is a transcript of the gene Mur89F, whose product is annotated as mucin-5AC. Gene Ontology annotation, cellular component: extracellular region. NCBI's taxonomy places the organism in Eukaryota, Metazoa, Arthropoda, Insecta, Diptera, Diopsidae. Gene Ontology annotation, molecular function: chitin binding. The record is from RefSeq and is a predicted model, not a curated record. The transcript has 4 exons. Bases 44 to 7585 code for a protein of 2513 amino acids.